AUGAUUUGGAAUAAUUUUGGAAUGGAUGAACCUUGGGGUACAAAUAAUUUAUCUGAUACAGAUACUUCAUUGGAUAGUUUUGAAGAUAAUUUUGUUACAAAAGAGCGUUUACCAGAUUCAAGGCAGUACCUGGAAGGAUUAGCCAAACUUAAAAGUAAAAACAUUAAAGAUAAAGAACUUUUACCAGCGUUAUCAAAAGCGAAACAAAGUCAUUUAGAAAGAUUAGUUGAUAGUAAUUCUACAACAAUAUUAAAUGAUCUCGAUUUAGAUCAGCCUAUUGCAUCAUCAACAUUGAAAACUUAUUGUCUCAUAACAGGAGCAUCUCAAGGGAUCGGAAGGGAAAUUUCAAUACAGUUUGCGAAAAAAGUUGCCGAUGGCUCGACAUUUUUACUUCUCGCAAGAAAUCUAAACAAUCUUAAUGAAACUAAAAAAAUGAUGAAUGAAGUUAAUGAUAAAAUAAAUGUUUUUGUUCAUUCGUUUAAUUUUUACGAACCGAUCAGCUUCGAACUACACACCAUAAUUAAUCAGUCAUUGGAUGCAUUUAAAAAAGAUGUCGAAGAUUUCGAUUUAGCAAUGAUUGUUCACAAUGCUGGAUCUUUGGGAGACGUUUCGGAAUUCACAUACGAUAUGAAAAACAUAGAAAAAUUAACAAGUUAUUUUAUGCUUAAUUUAUUUAGUGUUUGCAUAUUGAAUGCUGAAUUUGUAAAAACGUUCGAUGCGGAUAAACGACAACCGGAUUUAAGAUUGCUUAACAAAGGUUGCGAUAUAUGCGUCGUCAAUAUCACGUCUUUAUGUGCAAUCAAACCAUUUGCUUCAAUGGGAUAUUAUUGCGUUGGAAAAGCAUCCAGAGAAAUGUUUUUUUCCGUCAUGGCGGAAGAAAAUAAAAAUUAUCUCGUUUUGAAUUAUUCUCCCGGUCCAGUACUCACCGACAUGACUGAUGAAAUAAUAUCGAAUAUUAGAAACGAAGAAGUCAAAGAAAUGUUUACAAAAAUGAAAAAAGAUUCGACGAUAUUAAGUGCUGAAGAAAGUAUAGGGAAAUUAGUUAAAAUAUUACAACAUAGAAAUUUUAAAUCUGGCGACAGAAUCGAUUUCUAUGAGACUUAA
Pediculus humanus corporis (human body louse) is the source of this 1104-nucleotide messenger RNA. Its product is annotated as Sepiapterin reductase, putative. Gene Ontology annotation, molecular function: sepiapterin reductase (NADP+) activity. Gene Ontology annotation, biological process: tetrahydrobiopterin biosynthetic process. The transcript has 3 exons. NCBI's taxonomy places the organism in Eukaryota, Metazoa, Arthropoda, Insecta, Psocodea, Pediculidae. The coding region runs from base 1 to 1104 and encodes 367 amino acids. The record is from RefSeq and is a predicted model, not a curated record.